Messenger RNA from Grammomys surdaster, 3979 nucleotides. RefSeq names its product APOBEC1 complementation factor (gene A1cf). The record is from RefSeq and is a predicted model, not a curated record. Gene Ontology annotation, cellular component: nucleus. Gene Ontology annotation, molecular function: mRNA binding. Bases 133 to 1920 code for a protein of 595 amino acids. The transcript has 12 exons. NCBI's taxonomy places the organism in Eukaryota, Metazoa, Chordata, Mammalia, Rodentia, Muridae.
AGUGAUUAGAAUAUAACCAAAGCGGCAUGCUGGAUUCGCCAUAAUCAAGGAACCUUUUCCGGGUGGGGAAUCUCAGAAAUUACGCAGUGAGCAACCCUAAUUAACCUGAUUUUUUGCUGAUAAUCACUCUCAAUGGAAUCAAAUCACAAAUCCGGGGAUGGAUUGAGCGGCACCCAGAAGGAAGCGGCGCUCCGCGCACUGGUCCAGCGCACAGGAUAUAGCUUGGUCCAGGAAAACGGACAAAGAAAAUAUGGUGGUCCUCCGCCAGGCUGGGAUGCUACGCCCCCAGAAAGGGGCUGCGAGAUUUUUAUUGGGAAACUUCCCCGGGACCUUUUUGAGGAUGAACUCAUACCAUUGUGUGAAAAAAUUGGUAAAAUUUAUGAAAUGAGAUUGAUGAUGGAUUUUAAUGGUAACAACAGAGGCUAUGCAUUUGUAACAUUCUCAAAUAAGCAGGAAGCCAAGAACGCAAUCAAGCAACUUAACAAUUAUGAAAUUCGGAACGGCCGUCUCCUGGGAGUCUGUGCCAGUGUAGACAACUGCCGAUUGUUUGUAGGAGGAAUCCCUAAAACCAAAAAGAGAGAAGAAAUCUUAUCAGAGAUGAAAAAGGUCACAGAAGGAGUCGUUGAUGUCAUUGUCUACCCAAGCGCUGCCGAUAAAACCAAAAACCGAGGAUUUGCCUUUGUAGAAUACGAGAGUCACCGUGCAGCUGCCAUGGCGAGGCGGAGACUGCUUCCAGGAAGAAUUCAGUUGUGGGGACAUCCUAUUGCAGUAGACUGGGCAGAGCCAGAAGUUGAAGUUGAUGAAGACACAAUGUCUUCUGUGAAAAUCCUGUAUGUAAGAAACCUUAUGCUGUCUACCUCGGAAGAGAUGAUUGAAAAGGAAUUCAACAGUAUUAAACCAGGCACUGUGGAACGGGUGAAGAAGAUCCGAGACUACGCCUUUGUGCAUUUCAGUAACCGAGAAGAUGCAGUUGAAGCCAUGAAGGCUUUGAACGGCAAGGUGCUGGAUGGUUCCCCAAUAGAAGUGACCUUGGCCAAGCCAGUGGACAAGGACAGUUACGUUAGGUACACCAGGGGCACUGGUGGCAGGAACACUAUGCUGCAAGGAGAAUACACCUACCCUCUGAGCCAUGUUUAUGACCCUACCACAACCUACCUUGGAGCUCCUGUAUUCUAUACACCUCAAGCCUACGCAGCCAUCCCAAGUCUUCAUUUCCCAGCUACUAAAGGACAUCUCAGCAACAGGGCUCUCAUCCGGACCCCUUCUGUCAGAGAAAUUUACAUGAAUGUCCCUGUAGGGGCUGCGGGAGUGAGAGGACUGGGCGGCCGUGGGUAUUUGGCAUACACAGGCCUGGGUCGAGGGUACCAGGUCAAAGGAGACAAGAGAGAAGACAAACUCUAUGACCUUCUGCCUGGAAUGGAGCUCACCCCGAUGAAUACUGUCUCUUUAAAACCACAAGGAAUUAAACUUGCUCCUCAGAUAUUAGAAGAAAUCUGUCAAAAAAAUAACUGGGGACAGCCAGUGUACCAGCUGCAUUCUGCCAUUGGACAAGACCAAAGACAGUUAUUCCUAUACAAAGUAACUAUCCCAGCGCUGGCCAGCCAGAAUCCUGCAAUCUACCCUUUCAUACCUCCAAAGCUAAGCGCCUAUGUGGAUGAAGCAAAGAGGUACGCAGCAGAGCACACGCUCCAGACACUAGGCAUCCCCACAGAAGGAGGGGACGCUGGGACUACAGCACCCGCCGCCACAUCUGCCACUGUGUUCCCAGGAUAUGCUGUCCCCAGUGCCACCGCUCCUGUGACUACAGCCCAGCUCAAGCAAGCAGUGACACUUGGACAAGACUUAGCAGCAUAUACAACCUAUGAGGUCUACCCUACUUUUGCAGUGACCACCCGAGGUGAUGCUUAUGGAGCCUUCUGAAGAUCCCGUCCCUCUAAGAAUAAGCCUUUACAGCAGGAUCUGGAGAAGAUAAGAACCUCUAAGCAGAUCCCUCAUGAUCAUCAGUCAGACCUUCCCCAAAGCAAUGCCUUUCCUGAGACCACAUGACUUAUUCAUCAGACUACUCACAAAGUAUGAAUAUUAUUCUUCAACAAAAUCAAAUGUUAAGGAGCCAUUUGCUUAAAAGAAACCUGAAGAGCUACGGACGGCAAAAGUUUGUUCUUCCAAGGAUCCUGAGUAUCUCAGGAAGAGGAUAACACCCUGACAAAUUAGUCUAUGCUCUUAGUACUGAAAGCUGGGCAGUCAGUAGCGAAGCACAGCCAGUAAAACUCUCAUCACAGUCACCAGCUCACAGCUGCUCAGUCACUCACAGAAUUUAGAUACCAGAGGAAAGCAGGAAGCUCUGUAGGAGGCCUUCAGCAUUGCGAACAGUGUGGGGUAUGACCCCAGGCUGAGUUCAGCAAAACUAUCUGAGACGUUAUAGAUUCCUUGUCACUUUGGGUCUGAACAUUCCAUACUGUUCACUUGUCAUAGGUUGGCAUCUUCCUGUCCUUGCAACUUCUGGGGACUUUCUAGAAAUCAGUAUGCUGUGUUUCAAAUAUGCUUGAGACAAAUCCAAGCCCUGUAUUUACUUAACCCCUUAAGCUACUGAUUUCUUUCAGAAUUCUUACCCUGACAAAGGAUUCCCAAAUCACAGAAACCAUGCUAGUACUAAGUUCUAGAGUGAAAGAUGACUUUUUUGGUCUGGAAAUUCUGUCUUGUCCAUAUUAAUUUGCUUUCAUCUCAGACUCAUUUUGCUGAUCUCAAACACUAUAAAGUAAAUCAGAUCCACAUAAAUUGAUAUUUCACUAUGAUAUUUUCAUAAUCAGAAAGUUGGCCAAAAAGUCAUUUCAAAGAGAAAAGUGAACUUGUUUGGCAUUUGUCUCACUGUGUAACCCAGGCUGGCCUUGAUCUUGUGAUCCUCCUGCCUCUAUUCCCCUCACGCUGGUGUUGUUGAUACACAACACCAUACUCAACUUCAAGCAAUUAUAUUUAAAUUGAAGUUACCUUCAAAUUCGCUACCCAGUUCAUAUUAAUCUACUAAGAAUCAUUGCCCUUCCCAUCUCUUGAUUGUCUUUCAGUGUGUGCAAUUGGCUUUACUAUGGCUGAGUCCCUUUCUAGUGAAACGAUUACAGGAAAGCCUUAAACCCAUCAUGGUUGCUUAGAGACCAUCCCUUCAGCGUUCAGUAAAAGUGUUACCUGCCAAAAUGUUCCUGAGUAUUUAGACCAUCUGAUGGUGACUGGGGAAGGCAGGCUACAUCCAGGUAAAAAGGAUGUGAUGUUUUGACACAAAUUACAUAUAACACCAGCUUUGAAUCACCAUUUAGAAACAAAACAAAAGCUUUUGGCUCUUGUGAAAGUCUAUAGAAUUCAAGGGACAUCAAAGACAAAGGAAUAAAAAAUAUUGUCAACUCUUUCUUGGAAUUCUGGAACCUAAAAUCAGGCCAAAUUCCAUCCAAUCAAAGCGAGGGAAAUGUCUACCAGAGUUGAAUAUCUCAUAACCUUAGGUUCUAGUAAUUCCAGCUGGACAUCUAAAGCCAAGAACCCUAGCUGAAACCGAAAGGCUCUGAAUUUCCUGGAUUACACCUUAUUUCUCAGAUUACUUAUUGUAUUUCUACACACAGGAACUUCCAAGCUUGAUAACACAUUCAAAACACCUGAACAGCUUUCAGUAAGUUAAGGCUAAGCUCAAGCUCAUGUGCCAAUUAUGUCAGAGAGUCUUGGCUUGGGGACCUGAUGUCAGUGUUUUGAGAAGAUUCUUGGGUGAAUAUGCAGCCUGGUGUGGGGCUGUUAGUCUUUGUAGAUCCAUUCUGCUUCUUUCGUUCUUUCCUUUAUAAUUCAACUUGCACCAAAUACACAAUGCAUAUACAUUGUUUUAGUCAAAAACGAAAACAAAUAGUCAUAUAGCCAUCAUUAUAGCCAUCUGACACACGCUCUGAGCUUGAAUAAAGAAUAAAGUUCAUAUUGGCUUCAAACUAAUUCUUAAGCCAAACUUUAAGAA